UUCAGUUCUGAGUUUUCCUCUCUGUGUGACCACUCCUCACAUGUUUGCCUGGUUUUUACGAUAGCAUGGACAGCUUUGAUAUCCCCUCUCUGAGAGAUGGUGAGAGUUACCACGUCUUCAUCAGCUACAGCAGCACUGACUACCAGUGGACCCACUCCCUCAUUGAACAGCUGGAGUCCUGCGGCCUGCAGGUCUGCUACCACGAGCGUGACUUCACUCCAGGACGCACCGUGUUGGAGAACAUGUCCGACUGCAUCCAGGAGAGCCAGAAGGUCCUGCUGGUCCUCAGUCCAGAGUUUGUGAGGAGCCGCUGGUGUCUCCUGGAGGCCAACAUGUCUCUGUUCAGGGACUGUCUGGAGAGGAAGCCCAUCGUCCCGGUGCUGCUGGAGCCUGGAGUCCCUAUUCCUCCCCACCUCUGCCACCUCACCUACCUGGAGGCCAACGACCCAGACUUCAAGAACAAGCUGCUCAAGGUGCUCUGCACCCCCAACCAGCAGCUCCAAAGCUCCACUGUGGUCCCCUUCAGGCCUCCCUCCAUCUACAAUGGGAAGGUCCUGCAGCCUUUGACUGCUGUUAAUGAUGAGGAACUCUACAAAUGGGACUCUGGUCUGUUCAGUGACAUGGAGGUGCCGGACCAACUGCGUCUGAUCAUUGAGGACCACGACAAGUACAGAGAGGCUGUGAGGAUCAUCAACAGAGUCUCUGAAGACAAAGUUUGGCUCCGCCCACUCUGGAUUAGAGUCGUCAUUUACAUCGCUGGUCUAGGAUUUUUGACAGCAUUACUAGUAUUUUGUGUGUAUGUGGCAUUUCUAUCCUAUGAUAACUUAAAUUUUCCCCCUGUACGAAGACUUGAUAUUUGGUGGUCAGUGGUGAUAAGUAUCUCCUUUGCUCCACUGGGGUUUUUUAUUCAUCUUGGUCUCUGGAAAAUGGAUGAUGAGAAAUAUAUUCUGAGGGAGAUGCAGAAAGCUGUAGGAAAAGCAAACCUGAUACUCCAUGAGGACAAGGUGUUGAUGGGAUGUGGCUCCAACUCAAAAAUCUAUCUGGUGUAUGUUUCUCUGGACAGUUGCAAACAGGAGUUUGCAGAAACAUUUCCUGAUCAGGCAGAAGAGAUGUUUCAGAGAGCUCUGAUGUUCUUCUCAUCAGGUUACACCUGCAGCCUCGCUAAAAGACACUCUCUCUUUCUUCAGUCCAGCUCCUCUGGUCACCUGAAGGGAGGGCUGUGUUUCUGUCAGUAUGUCUCUCAGCAGCUGAGGAAGGACAAAUGGGAAUAACCAAAAUAAGCCUAUAUUAUCAGUCAAUUUUAGUUUUCUUUUUUGAACAACCUUUGAACCUUUAUUUAAAGAAAAACAUUUCAAAGUGUAUACAUUACACUUAUUCACAACAGCAAAAACUUAACAAAACAAUUAACAGAUCAGCAAACAUUGAUACAUCACCAAAAUCAUGGCAUUAAGCUAUUUUGCACAAAAGGAAGAAAGUAAAUAACCAACCGAGACUGCUACAUUCAGUCAUUCCCUCAGAUCCACCUGUCCAUUUGGCCUGUCAUACCCCCCUCCCUAUCAACUUACACAAUACAACUAAAUCUGAUAAAUGUAGUAGGAAAGUAAAAAUAAUAAUCAUAAUAAUAAUUAUAAUAUAAAUAUAUAUAUGUAUAUAUAUGAUGAUAGUACAUUUGCAAAGACACACCUCUAAAUAUAUACACAAGCAUCCAACCACACACACAUAAGCCUCAUACAAAAAGGGAUACAUACACAAAAAAGUAUGACGGAGGGCAAAUUAGGUACACAAGUGAAUGAACAACCAUCUCCCAAUCUCACAAAUCCUUUGUACUCAUUUGGUUGAUAAUUUAAAGUAAACAAUUACAGAAGCCCAUAAAACCAAAAACUCCUCCAAUCUCACAUUGACUUUAGCUGUUGUUUUUUCCAUCAAUUACACUUUCUUCAACCUCUCUCUCCAUUGGUGAAGGGUGGGAGGCAAUGGUUUGAGCCAGCAAAAUGUUAUCAUAAGAAAAUACAUAAAAUCUUAAGAUUUCGCCUUUCCGUUAACACUAUGUGGUAUUAAACCUAAGAUGUAAUACGAUGGAUCCAGUGGUAAGUCAACAUCUAGAAUGGAAUGUAUUUCUGAUUGAAUACCUUGCCAAUAAAUCUGAAGACUUGGGCAGUCCCAAAAAAUGUGUGUGUGAUUUCCGACCUUUUUACAGUUCCUCCUGCAUAGGUUUUUCUAUCAUAUUUGAUACCGUUAAAGGCGUCUUAAAAUAUCUCAUCCUCACUUUCCAUUUGAAUUCUUUCCAUGUUGGACUGCAUGUUACUUCAUGACCCCUUUCACACACUUCUUCCCACUUUUCCUCUUCGAUAACAACAUUAAUUUCCGGUUCCCACCUUUCUUUUGUACCCAAAGAGUUCCCUGCUAACUAUAUUUAUAAAUACUUAUAAAUGAUUGAAACAGUCUUCCUAGUGCUUUUUUCAUCUUUACACUUCAGCAAGAAAAGUUCUAUAGGUGCAGGUGGCUGUUUCAGCCUAUUCCAAUCCUUAAGUGACAUCAAAUCAAAUUCCUCAGUUGCAAAUAUCCGUAAAAAUCUCUGGCACCCAGACCACAUGUGUCCUGAAACUGUUUAAAAGACUUAAGAGCAAGGGUGUCAAACUCAUUUUGGUGUGCGGGCCGUGUUUGGACAGUAACAUCAGUAAUGAUUUUUGUAUUUUAUAUUUACAUAAAAAAAAGUAAAACUGUUAAACUUGCUCCUAAAACCUAGCCAACUUUGGCCUUUGCAAGGACAUCAAUGUCUUUCUAUUUUAAUAAGAUAAAAUAAAACAAUUACCAGCCUAAAGUGCAUCAAAAAAGUGUACUAAUGUUUUUAUGUAGUAUUUUGGAACUGAACAGCUUUAUUAGGCCACUGUCAA
This is a messenger RNA of Cheilinus undulatus (humphead wrasse), 2894 nucleotides long. RefSeq lists its product as uncharacterized. The transcript has 2 exons. Gene Ontology annotation, molecular function: transmembrane signaling receptor activity. Gene Ontology annotation, cellular component: membrane. The record is from RefSeq and is a predicted model, not a curated record. The coding region runs from base 66 to 1271 and encodes 401 amino acids. NCBI's taxonomy places the organism in Eukaryota, Metazoa, Chordata, Actinopteri, Labriformes, Labridae. Gene Ontology annotation, biological process: toll-like receptor signaling pathway; inflammatory response; immune response.